Messenger RNA from Penicillium nucicola, 2586 nucleotides. Its product is annotated as fungal specific transcription factor domain-containing protein. NCBI's taxonomy places the organism in Eukaryota, Fungi, Ascomycota, Eurotiomycetes, Eurotiales, Aspergillaceae. Gene Ontology annotation, molecular function: DNA-binding transcription factor activity, RNA polymerase II-specific; zinc ion binding; RNA polymerase II cis-regulatory region sequence-specific DNA binding. The record is from RefSeq and is a predicted model, not a curated record. The transcript is spliced from 10 exons. Bases 1 to 2586 code for a protein of 861 amino acids. Gene Ontology annotation, biological process: positive regulation of transcription from RNA polymerase II promoter by galactose; DNA-templated transcription. Gene Ontology annotation, cellular component: nucleus.
AUGCGCUCGAACCCAAAACACGACAAGCUUCACAUCGUCGCCGUAUACCGCGAGCGUCCCGCGCAUGCGAAACAUGUCGCGCUCGGAAAACCAAGUGUGACCAAGAACAACCCUGCUCUUACUGCGCAUACCACUCAUUCGACUGUGUUUUUCGCACAUCUGGCGGUCGUGGAACUCCCAGCUUGUCGAGUCAGAAAAAGAGAGCUGCUCGUGAAGCUCAUCAAAGGUUGGAACUUUCACCUUUACGGAUUCCUGCAUUCUGACCAGAAAAGCCAAAGUAGUGUUAGUAGGCCAUCGCCAUGGCCUGGUGUACAGCAAACUGGUACGCCUCCGAGUUUGCCUAGUGCUGAAAAGGAUACACACCCAGUACGUUUGUCACAGGGCUGGUCUCCGGGUCUUCUAGGAGAUGGUUCAGCCGAUGUCAAUAUCGCACUCGAAACACCGAGUGUUGCCGCUGUACAGGAUAAUCAUUGCGACAGCUCAGACUCCGAAGUAGGCGAUGCUGCAUCGAGGGAUGGCUUGAGCGGAAUCAAUCUACACACCAACGGGACCGAGUUCUAUGGAAACUCUUCCAACCUAGCCUUCCUCGGAAAUCUAUAUGCAAGAGCUCAAAGCCAUUCAGACAGCCGAGCUCGGUAUCAAUAUGAUAAUGACGCGUCUCAACAAAGUCAGACCUCCCCUGCUAACCAACGUCAGCAACCUUUCUCUCCGGAGAUAAGCGAUCGCAAUAGCAGAAAGUCGGGCAAAUCGCAACUCUCAAUUGUGAACCUGCUUUAUAAUGCGGAAUACCCUGGCCAACCCUCGCCUCAGUCGCAGGGGGAGAAAGACGUCGCAGAACAAACAGCGCAGUCUAAUCAAAGUAGCCUCAGCAACUUGCCUAGGCUCGGGAAAAAUGCCCAAGAAAGCCAUCUUGAAGAUGUUUUUUCUCAACUCAGGGAGAGUGCACAAAUGGAAAUUGAGAAAAUCUUCAUCGGUAGUUACUUCGCUAAUAAGCAUUACAUCCACCCAAUACUUUCCAAACGCUCAUUCAUGAGACGCUGUGAGACUGAAGCCUGGCCAAAAUCAAGACGUGCUGGUCUCUUCCGAGGGGUCACCAAAUUUUCCAGGCUCUACUUUGCUGUUGUUGCUUUGGGGGCGAUCAACGCCAGCCCGAACGAGACUUCCUUACUAGAUCACUUCUGCCAACAGACAGUGGACGAACCAAGAGGCCCGAAAGGAGCAGUUUUCUCUGCUCUUGAUUUUGCCAAGUUGUAUUUUGGACUCGCGAGACAAAAUAUGGGCGAUAUGUUUGAGAGUUCCUGCUUGGAGACGGCUCAGGCCCUUUUGCUUUUGAGCAUAUUCCGUCAAAAUUCGUUGCAGCCUCAUAGCUGUUACAUGUACAGUGGAAUGGCCGCUCGUACAGCAGCGGCUAUUGGACUUGGAUCGAGCUUGUCUUCGCUGCCUCCUAGUGCUCGACGGGAGGCUCGUCGUGUAUAUAUUCUCAUGAGAUGUCAAGAAAUGUGUUGCUCCUCAGGACGCCUCGACAGCAUGAAAGAGCUACAUUACUACCAGGCAUCUAUUCCCAAACUCAAAUGUGAUGUCGGUGAUUCAGAUCCCGAUGCUGAAGAUGAUGAUAUUGCUAUGAUUCCAGUAAUGAUAGCCUUGGCCCAAAUCAACACCGAAGCAUCCCACCAACUGUAUCACUCCACGAAGCGGUCAAUGGACGAAAAGUCCCGACUAGCCAUCGCUCUAGAUCAACGGCUUUCUCAAUGGAAAGAAAGUCUACCUUCGUUUUUGAACCUGGAUGCACAUGUAUUGGAUGAUCCUGAAUGGGCGUUUAAACAAAAAUUGGUCCUGAGAUUGACAGCAACAGCAAGCACAGCCACCGAAAACGAUCUUUCCAUCCACCUGCAUACGUGUCUCACGGCUGCACGAAUGAGUCUCAAUAUGCAGUAUGAGUCAUUUAUGCAUCGUAUCUACAUUCGCACUUGGUGGUACAACACAACAUACGCUCUCUACGGUUCGAUGAUUCUCCUCCACCUCAUUCUCUCGGGCUACCCAGGUCUCCCAGACGACGAGCUUCUCGAGGACGUCGAGAAAUCCCUCCAGAUAUUUUCAGCCAUGAAAGAUAUCAUUGUUGCGCGGCGUUGCGCCGAAAUGCUUCGAGAAGUACUCGAGGUGGCUCGCACCUGUCUCACUCGGAGGCGCGGAGGUGCAUGCCCUGCGCCGUAUCGGGCUCAUGGCUCUGGCCGAAAUCAAAACCCAGCUCGGUUACCUGGUCUGGAUGCAAUAUCCCAAUCGAGAAGACUGUCAUCAGUACAGAAGCAUACACCACAGGCUGGUGGAUCGUCCCCAUUCCCGGGAACUGCACCUCUUCCUGCAUCGGGAUUCUCUCUUGAUACGCCCUCCUCGAUUCUGGGCUACCAAUCUGGUACCGACCAUGAAAUCUGCCCCGAUGACGAAGACUUCUUUUUCUCUCUGUUCAGCAAUGAGACGCAGCAGCCAGCUGAUCGCACUCGAACUGAGAUUUUGGCGAACUUGGUAAACCCGAGUAUAUUAGAAGACUUUGCUUUUGGUGGUGGGGGGAAUGACUUUUCUUUUUUUUAA